Messenger RNA from Gorilla gorilla gorilla (western lowland gorilla), 1529 nucleotides. It is a transcript of the gene ANAPC13, whose product is annotated as anaphase promoting complex subunit 13. Gene Ontology annotation, biological process: protein K11-linked ubiquitination. Lineage: Eukaryota; Metazoa; Chordata; Mammalia; Primates; Hominidae. The transcript has 3 exons. The record is from RefSeq and is a predicted model, not a curated record. Bases 428 to 652 code for a protein of 74 amino acids. Gene Ontology annotation, cellular component: anaphase-promoting complex.
GAGGGGCGGCCUGACGUACGGUGCGGAUGGUGGUGGCCUGCGAGGCUCAUUUCUAGCAAGGAACAAGGCUUUCCCGCUUUGAUUUUAUAAAUACAUGUUUUCAAAGCUAUAAUAUAUAGAAAUUGAUAAGACAUGUCCCUGUCCCGGGAAACGCAGGCACCGCGUGUUUGGAAAGACAUUCAUCUGGGCUGUUUGACAGACUCCCCAGUUGGUGCCAUGCUCUGUGCUUAGGGAACUGUGAGACCCCUGGAGGGGUGGGUACCGGGACCGCGCUCAGCCUGGGGCUUGGAGGCGGCCUCCUAUAGGAAGCGACCUGGGACCUAAGAUUUUUAGACUGACUGUGGGUUCACUGGAAUAAAAAGGAAGAAACAAAGAGCAUUGCAGGCAUCGGGACUGUCACAUUUGACAAGAUCAAAGCUGCAGGAAAAUGGACAGUGAGGUUCAGAGAGAUGGAAGGAUCUUGGAUUUGAUUGAUGAUGCUUGGCGAGAAGACAAGCUGCCUUAUGAGGAUGUCGCAAUACCACUGAAUGAGCUUCCUGAACCUGAACAAGACAAUGGUGGCACCACAGAAUCUGUCAAAGAACAAGAAAUGAAGUGGACAGACUUAGCCUUACAGUACCUCCAUGAGAAUGUUCCCCCCAUUGGAAACUGACGCUCCUUUCUUGUGGAUGGAUUUUCUCAAAGUACACAGAUAAAGCAUGUUUUGUUUCAGUCUCCAAAUUCAAAUCUUUGAGUAAUAAAUCAGCACUCAAAAAUGUACACCCAUUUAGUUUGUGGUAGCCAAGUGCAAUGAGAAAUUGAAUGAGAAACAGAUUUCUCAGUAAUGGUGGAUAUUUGGCUCUUUAAACCUAAAACUCUUCAUUGAGUAGCUUAUAUUUGAACAUGAUUGGUUAAACAUUUGCCUCUACCUCUGAUUUUGCUUUGCUGUCAAAGUUUAACACCUUCCAACUACUUAUGUGUGUCCUGUAACACAGGUGAUUGAACAUAUGAGAGGGAAAGGCAAAGAAAAAGGAAGCCAGACACUAGGAGAAUUAUUAACUUCUCAUACUUCCCCACAUUGAGAAGCAUUUGGAGUGUAUUUAGCCUGUAGAUGUUGUGAUAUGCAAAUAUCCCAUUCCCUGGUUACUGGCAUUCCUAAGAUUCUUCAUGGUAUUUUCAAACUUUGGAUAAAUUUACAGAUUAGAAAGAUAUCUGACAGUUAACCUCUGUUCUCCUUACAAAUUCCUUUUGUGCUGCUGGAAAGGAUCUUUGGCUAGGUGGAUGACUAGUUUUAUUCAAAGCCUUUUCUUAAAGCCCUUUCAGUUACAACCACCCCACUGUGGAAUCAGUAUUUAGUUAUACGUUUGUAUGAGAACCUGUAUUUUGAAAAACACAUUCAAGUAUAUUUAUUCCUGGAAUUAUUUGCCUGUUAAACAGUGUCUUUCAUGUUCCCUCCCCAGAUUGUAAACUCUGUAAGAAGCUGCUUGUAUCUGUAUCCCUUGUUGAAACUCUGAAAACACUGAAUAACUAAAAUCUCUUCUCAUCCUUUU